Molecule: messenger RNA, 1008 nt
Organism: Adineta ricciae
Lineage: Eukaryota; Metazoa; Rotifera; Eurotatoria; Adinetida; Adinetidae
Source: the annotation of a GenBank genome assembly
AUGGGUACAAGUGCAAGUUCUUCUGUUCAAAUUAAUUAUAACCGGUCGAGCAAUUUCUAUUCAGGUGGUGAACGAGUAGAUGGUAUUGUUUCUUUAACCAAUACACAAGAUAACUUGAAAGUAUGUGAUAUUUUCAUUGAACUUAUCGGCGAACUCGGUUACUCAACGCAAGAGACUCGUUCAAUUACCGAUUCAAAUGGCAAUUCUACAACGGAAAGUUAUACUGAAUAUCAUCGAAUACCAUUCUGGACCGAUCAAAUAUCUUUAGCUCAAUCUAAGGAUGGAGCAUCUAAAACAGUCCUUGGCCCCGGUAUAUAUACGUGGCCUUUCCAAUUUUCUCUUGCUCAGGACUUACCACCAUCGACAAUGCCAAAUCCUGAUAGAUAUCCUCAUAUCAAGUACUAUACUCGCGUUGUUGUCGAUCGACCAUGGUACAAACCGACAAUGCGGAAAAAUUAUCCUCUCAUAGUUUCUCCUCAUACAACUAUUAAUUAUAUGAAUGAAAGUCAACAGCCGAUUUACUUUGGCGAUCAAAAUCGUAAAAAACUCCGUUUGCAAGGAUAUCUGUCCACCAGUAGUAUCGUACCUGGUCAACCACUUUGCUUUCAACUUACUCUCGACAAUCCUGAACGGACUGUGAUCAAAAAAAUAAAAGCAACGUUAGUUCAAUGUCGAUAUAUGAUCCAAGAUCGUCGAGAAGAUAUUAUCCUUCAUACUGAUUUACCAGGCUUGGAUGAAUUUAGCGAUUUAACUCUACAGCGUAAUUUCGAAUUACCUGUAUCUUCUGAAUAUUUAACACCGACGCAUUCAUUUACAACAUCGGAACGUAAUCGAUCUUAUAAUUUCAAUCUUUUCUAUGAACUUCGAUUAGAAGUACGAGCACACGGUGUUUUCACGAAGAUCAAAACGAAAAUUCCGGUUAUUGUCCGAGUGGGACCGAUGAAUGUUGAUCCAAUUGCUUCAUACAAUGAUCUACCACCAAGCUACAAAUCCGUAGUCGGCAACUGA